UGUCGGAAUGGGAGGCGAGUGCUGUAAAGUAGUUUUGGCCGUCAUUUUCCCGCCGUUCGGUGUGUGCGCGGAGUCGGGCUGUGGUUGCGAUCUAUUGAUCAAUAUAUUGCUCACAUGUCUGGGUUGGCUGCCGGGUGUCAUUCAUGCAAUGUAUCUUAUUUUUGGCAGAGAAAAGCAUCAUCACUACCAUCAGGGAAAUGCAGCU
Medioppia subpectinata is the source of this 205-nucleotide messenger RNA. NCBI's taxonomy places the organism in Eukaryota, Metazoa, Arthropoda, Arachnida, Sarcoptiformes, Oppiidae. The record is from the annotation of a GenBank genome assembly.